This is a messenger RNA of Pristis pectinata (smalltooth sawfish), 2085 nucleotides long. It is a transcript of the gene inha, whose product is annotated as inhibin subunit alpha. NCBI's taxonomy places the organism in Eukaryota, Metazoa, Chordata, Chondrichthyes, Rhinopristiformes, Pristidae. The record is from RefSeq and is a predicted model, not a curated record. The transcript has 2 exons. The coding region runs from base 772 to 1830 and encodes 352 amino acids. Gene Ontology annotation, biological process: SMAD protein signal transduction. Gene Ontology annotation, molecular function: growth factor activity; cytokine activity. Gene Ontology annotation, cellular component: extracellular region.
UGGAAGGCUAGCCUGCCAGCUCACUCUCCUCUGCAAGGGCCACAGUGAGGAGCCAGUGUCUGAGGACGUGUCUACAGGACUCAAGAAGACUAAGGUCAAAAUAAAAGGACAGCUUUAUUGCUCUCCAUAUCUCCACUCAACUCUGCUUCCUUUGUUCUCUCCAUGUAACUGUGCCUCGGUGUGUGUCUGGUUGUGGCUCUGAGUUUGCAGUUCUCUUCCUGAACCAUUGUGCUCUCACUUUCUCCCUCUUUCUCUCCCCAGUCUGUGUCAGCUGUUUGCCUUCUUCCUUGUGGCCUCUGCUCCCUCUCUCCUCACCUCCUGACUCUCUACCUCUCCCUCGGUUUGCUAUCUCUCCCCGGUCUCCUUCUUUUCCCACUCCCCACUCACUCCCUCUACCUCCCCAACCUUUCCGCUCAGCCCCUCUCUGAUCCCCACUCUCCCCCCAGGUUCCCUCCCUCUUUGUUUCCCCCUCUCCCCAGUCUCCCUCCCUCUGUUUCCCACUUUGCCUCUCAAUCUUUUUGCCUCACUUUCUGUCCUGCUGUCUACCUUGUUGUCCCUCACGUCCUCUCUGUGCCCUCUUUCUCUCUGUCUGUACCCUCUCUGUAUAUACCUUGUACUGAUUCUCUAAUCCAUCUCGAUCUCUAACUCUCUCACUUCAUUUCUGUGUUCACCAUUUCAUUAUAUUCGAGUCUCUCUCUCUCUCUCCCUUCCCUCUCUCUCUCUCUCUCUCUCCCAUUUCCCUACUCUCUCUCCGUCACUGCCUUUGCCCCAAUGUCUCUGCCACACUUUGCGUUGAGGCCUCCUGCAGCUCCUCUGUCCUCAGUGCUACUGCUGUUGCUCACGGUCCAGGUUCCAGGGCGGAGAGCCGGCUGUACGAUGCACAGCCUGAGUGAGGAUGCAAUUCUUGCCAAGGUGCAGAGGAAAAUCCUUCAGGGCCUGGGCUUAGCUGAAGCACCGCAGAGCUGCAACCAAACCGACCAGGAGGCACGCAACCCCUUCAGCAACCCCAGGCUAGAACGACGCUUCACCCAGUGGAUUAGCCAUCAAAAGCACAACAAGGAUGAUGACACCUCAGAGGUCAUUUUGUUCCCCGUUACCGGUGUCCCAUGUGAUGUGCAGCAUGAAGGGUUUGUGGGUGACCACAGCUACAUCUUCCAGCCGUCCGUGCACUCUCGCGAGCGCUUGGUGACUUCUGCAGAGUUCUGGUUUUACACCGGGGUGCGUCUUCCCUCCCCAGUGACCGGCACGCAGCCUCCAGCCGAACUCUACUUCCUCAUUGAGGACAGCUUUGUUAGGGUGGCACUGAGUGCGGCAGUAGAAGGCAAGUGGGCCACCUUCCACAUCUCCGAGCCCUUCCUCCCCUACGUCACACACAGGGUGCUCUUCCUGCAGGUCAAGUGCCCCUCCUGCCAGUGUGUGGUGGACCAGGCCAACCUACCCUUCAUCCUGUCUUCCACCAAGUCCUCGAGACCCGGCCGGACCAGACGGUCCACCAUCCCGUGGUCUCCAGCCUACGUCCAUCUCCUUCAAAGACCCCCGAGCCCGGAGCUGAUCCAUGACGAUUGCCACCGGUCUGCUCUCAACAUCUCCUUCGAGGAACUGGGAUGGGGCACCUGGAUUGUCCAGCCCAGAAGCUUCACUUUCUACUACUGCAAUGGAACCUGCUCCAAUUCCAACAGACUGACGUCCAGCCUUGGCCUCAAGGUGUGUUGCAGCUCUGUCCCCAGCUCAGUGAAGCCCCUCAGAGUGAGGACAACAUCCGACGGCGGCUUCACCUUCAAAUAUGAGACCAUCCCCAACAUCAUCACCAAGGAGUGUGCCUGCAUCUGAAGCUGGUCCCUGGAGCUGAAGGUCCAUCCCACGGAUACCACAGGGAGCAAAGAUCACAGGGGCAUUGAUAACUUCUGAAAUCCCUUCCUUAACUAUUUAUAAAGAUGUGGAAACUGGAGAGGAAAGAUAGUUUGAUGGACAUUUAAGAACCAUCUAAUCAGAUAACGAAGAUUCUGUUCCGUCUCCAAUGAGAAAGGGCUGUUUGAGCGAUUAGACGCAGGUGACCAAUGAGGGGGGAGCAUGUGGAUGAGUUGG